AUGGAUGACCUUGGGUUUUUUAACGCGUCUCUGAAACACAGACUGACAAGAACUCAAAGUGCCUUUUCCCCGGUUGUGUUCAGCCCCCUCUUCACAGGUGAAACAGUGUCACUAGUGGACGUGGACAUCUCUCAGCGAGGACUGACCUCCCCUCACCCUCCGACUCCACCACCACCACCACGAAGAAGCCUCAGCCUGCUAGAUGAUAUCAGUGGGACGCUGCCUACAUCUGUCCUAGUGGGUCCAAUGGGCUCCUCCCUGCAGUCUUUCCCUCUGCCUCCGCCUCCUCCGCCCCAUGCCCCAGAUGCUUUCCCACGGAUUGUCCCGCUGAGGCCGAUGGAGGCGAUGCCCGGCCAGCCUGCCCCGCACCUGCAGUGUCCGCUCUACCGCCCGGACUCCAGCAGCUUCGCAGCCAGUUUGCGAGAGCUGGAGAAGUGCGGGUGGUACUGGGGACCAAUGAACUGGGAGGAUGCAGAGAUGAAGCUGAAGGGGAAGCCGGAUGGGUCCUUUCUGGUCCGAGACAGUUCCGACCCCCGUUACAUCCUGAGCCUCAGCUUUCGGUCGCAGGGCAUCACCCAUCACACCAGGAUGGAGCACUACAGAGGGACCUUCAGCCUGUGGUGCCAUCCCAAGUUUGAAGACCGCUGCCAGUCUGUGGUGGAGUUCAUAAAGAGAGCAAUCAUGCACUCCAAAAACGGGAAGUUUCUCUACUUCCUCCGAUCCAGGGUUCCAGGUCUCCCUCCAACGCCCGUCCAGCUCCUGUAUCCAGUCUCCAGGUUCAGCAACGUCAAAUCCCUUCAGCACCUUUGCCGCUUUCGGAUCAGGCAGUUGGUCCGAAUAGACCACAUCCCCGAGCUCCCGCUGCCCAAGCCCCUGAUCUCCUACAUCCGCAAGUUCUACUACUACGACCCGCAGGAGGAGGUGUAUCUGUCGCUGAAGGAAGCUCAGCUCAUUUCCAAACAGAAGCAGGAGACCGAAUCCUCCACGUAGCGAGGCUGCCUCGCCCGUCUUGUUGCUGUCACUGAUGGAAUUUGAUUGUUGCCAUCCUGUAGCCCGAGUCAGGCUGUGGUGGGAAGGAGGCACGCGACGGUGAAGCCUGCUUCUGCGGUGCCGCUUCUGCUCUCAAGCUCUUUUGUAUAGAGAAGAGGGUUCAAGACUCCUAAGAAGCACAGCAGAACGGGAACAAGAGCCUCGGCUCCUGGCUGAGGGAGAGGGGUCUCGGAGAUGGCUGAGCCCAGCUCGCGGACUCCUUGCAGAACAAAGAAUGUCAUGGCACUAUUUACAAUUUUUUGAAAGUUUUAUUUUUUAUGUCUUCUUUUUGUUUGUUUGUUUUCAGCAUGAGAAAUACUGUCUUACGAUCAGCUGAAUUUUAUUAUCCUCCCUUGGAAACUUCAAGGUGGGGAGAGAUAGAGAGAGAAGGGGACUCUCUAGGAAGAUCAUCUGCUCCAGGCAUUAUGGCAAGACUGUUCUUUGGCCCUCGCCAAGAGGGGAUGCAGCCGGAGAGCUGCUUGGAGGCAGACUGAGCCAGAAUCAUGUGCAGCUACGUGGAAUAGCCUCUGGGGAGCAUGGAGCUCUGAACAGCGGGCGGCUGCACAGCUCCCCUGCUUCCUAGGAUUUGGGAGAAGAGGACCGAACCUAGUCUUGGGCAGCUGAACUUUGCAACUGGGUUUGCAGGGUGGUCCUAUAUGCUUUUAAGUUGGGUCCAAGGAAGGAAGAGCAUGUGAGCCAUUUGGAUGUCCUGGAACCUUCUGCCAAAGGGAAUGGUUGCCGCCGCACUGGGGAGCGAGGGCCGCUCCCCUGGGGAGGCAUUGUUCCCUUAGCAAACACUGGAAGAUUUUGCUGAACCCCUGUGGUAAGUGGAAGGAAGGCGGCAAAGCUGUUGCUCUGUAACUGUUGCAGCAGUCCAUGGACCAAAGGUACUUGCUAUAGCGAUCUCAGUCUUUCAGAGCCGUGGGACGUGCACUUCUAGCCUUUCUCUGGCAGUGUCCAGAAGCUGUGAAUGAAGUGGCUUUCUGUAGAGCUGUGAAGGAUCCCGAUCAGGAGUCGCUGGGACAUUAAGAAGCAUCUUUGGGGUGACUUGGAGCAAGAAACGGAUGACUUAGGGUUCUUCUGGAACGGCAUCUGAUCUCUUCAAACUUGCUUGCUGCUUCCUCCUCUUCCUGGGAUGUCCAUGGAACCACAGCAGUGCAGAAACAGUAAAGCAAGAAGAAGUGGUAGCUCUUGCUGUGUUUCUGGGCUUGGCACGGGCUGAAAUACCGCCACACCCCACGCACCCCCUUUUCAAAUCCUGGUCUGCUGUUUCAUCCAUUGCAGCAACUGCAAAGAGUUUGCAUUUCAUGGUGAAGUUUAAAGUUUGCCUGAAGUGAUGCUGAGAAGCCUGGAGAAGCACCUUUCCUCCUGUAUUUAAACAAGCAAAUGUUCCUGUGCUCUCAAACCCGAGCGAAGGAAACGCUCCAUCCUGCAACAGUGUGGUCUGAAAAUGCGAUGUGGUGUGUGGCCCCGGUCGCCGGGUCUGAGGUCGGUGCCCUGUGAGCUGGCUGCGGUCACUCAGGAGCUGCUAGGACUUUGGUCUCGCCCUGCAGAAUGAUCUGUGUCCUUGAAUUAGACACAGUCGUGUGGAUUUUAAAGCAGCCUGGAGAAAUUCUGAUUGUCUGCCUCCGCCAAGCGUUGCUACGAAGGGUGCUAACAAAUCCUGCCCUCCCUUUCUUCACCAUCGCCUCUGGCCUCGGUUUUGGUCUUGGAGAAAAAGUAUGGUUUUUAAAAAGGAUUUGGCUUCCAGAUGAAACUAAUAACUAAGCUUCAAAAUCUGUAGAAAUACCUCAUUGGACUCUACUCACUACUGACUUUGUGUUGCGUCGUCGGGGCAGUGGUUAUCAGGAAGGGGGAGCUGCCCCAAGACGUGUUGAACAGCAUAUCCCGACCCUUGGUGAAAUUGGAGCUGAUCUAGUCUGCAGCUACCGUGUCCCCUCCGCGCGGGGACCAGCGUUCAUCCCUCCACAGCCGCCGCUGCGUUCCCUCCCCUCGGCUGUAGACCUACAGCUCACACCAAGUUAUCAGCGGA
Messenger RNA from Pygoscelis adeliae (Adelie penguin), 3061 nucleotides. It is a transcript of the gene SOCS7, whose product is annotated as suppressor of cytokine signaling 7. The record is from RefSeq and is a predicted model, not a curated record. Lineage: Eukaryota; Metazoa; Chordata; Aves; Sphenisciformes; Spheniscidae. Gene Ontology annotation, biological process: intracellular signal transduction; phosphatidylinositol phosphate biosynthetic process. Gene Ontology annotation, molecular function: 1-phosphatidylinositol-3-kinase regulator activity. Gene Ontology annotation, cellular component: phosphatidylinositol 3-kinase complex. The transcript is spliced from 10 exons. The coding region runs from base 1 to 990 and encodes 329 amino acids.